GGGCGCGUAUAAAGUCAGUCGGGCUAGCCCAGUAUCGCGGUACAGUGAUACCUAGUAACACACAUCCAUGUCAGGUCGUGAUAGACGUACCGAGAACGGGAUCAAAAAUCGAUAAAAGAUAUCUCGUAUUUUCAUAUGUGAGGGUGCUUGAAUGAAUCUAAAUUGUGAUUGGGUGAUAAUUGUAAAUCGCGAUCGUUAUACAAUCAAUAGUGUAUCGAGAUCCUAACGAGGAUAACAAUAAUAUAAUUUUCGAGGAACCUAAGUAGGUACAUACAAAAGCAGUAAAUAGCUUAUGCCAGAUCCGAAUCAUCGAUAUCUUUUUGUUAAUUAUCCCAGAGAAGUUCCCGUCGUGUUAAAUUAAAAGUUGCGCGUAUUGUCAAGGAAACAAUAGUGGUACAAUAAAUCGAGAAUCAAGCCAGUAGAUUCGUCUCGCAACUUCCUUGAACUCAGACAGUUUUACAUACAUUCGUCAAAGUGCCGGACAAAUUGUCAGAGGUUCUGGGCGAUGUCCUGGAAUUAUGCGGCGGAGGCGGAGGCGGAAGUGGCAGUAGUGGUGCUGCAACUGGCGACAAAAACACAUCAAGGAACACAUCGAGCGGAAGCGCAGCUACUAAGAUCGGCGCUAUGACAGGAGUAGCGAUAAUCAAAGGUAGAUGGGCCCCAAGAAGCACACGUUCGCAGCUUUCUUCCAUUGCUAAUACCGACAGUGCCGACAGUACAACUUCGACCAGUUCGGAGGAAUUUGUCGCGAAGGAGCAACACACGAUACAAUCGUCGACAACCGAAUCGGGUUUACCCCAUCAAAGUCGCAGUUAUCCAAGCGAUGGUGGAAGUAGCGGUCGAACAUUGGCGAGAGACUCGUCUAUCACCUCACAGAGUUUGCCGAAGGGAGCAUCUUGCUCUUCAAAUUAUCGGGGAUCAUCACCUCAAAUCAGAGCAUUCGAUCCGAACGGACGGCAUCAUGUUCAACAUGAACCUUUACAUGCCGCCUCUUCGUAUCCACCUGGCAGAAGCUCGAGAUCUCCUUCGCCAGCUCGUGCAGCAUCCUUGGAUGCACGUUGUGCAAGUCCUGCCAGUUACACGGGCAGCCUGCAUGGUGGAAAUACGUUACCUUCACAGACCUCUUUAUCAUCCGUAGCAACGGGUAUAAGUUCCACUUGCGGGUGUUCACCGAUAAAUGCCGUUCAAAGUACUUCCAGACAGACCAGUCGUUGCUUAUCGCCUCUUCUCAUUCCAUCGCCACAUGCUUCUAUAAGUAGCGAUAGUGGUCCCGUUCCACCUGCUUCUCCUCUUGGUUCUUUACAACCAGAUCUUUAUCAAAGACGUGACGGUCCUGUCUUUCUUAGCGCUCGCAGGACGGGAAAGCAUUUGGGCAGGCUUCAUCUGCGCUUGAGAUACGAUUUUGAUAAAUCAGAUUUAGACGUGCAUUUGAUCGAGGCACACAAUCUCGCAGGCAGCGACCAAGGUGGUUUUAACGAUCCCUAUGUUAAGUUGACUCUUAGCCCAGAAGUGGACAGCAGGAAAAGACAAACACAGAUCCAUCGAAAUGAUCCAAAUCCAUUUUUUGAUCAGCAUUUCAAAUUUCCCGUUAGCUAUGAAGAACUGCAGGAGAAGACACUAGUUUUACAGGUAUUUGACUACGAUCGUUUUUCAAGAAAUGAUAUGGUGGGCUCAGUGAGAGUGGCCAUGGAUAGCCUUGAAUUGGUUUCUUCUACUUCCUCGAUAGAAGUUUGGGGUGAGAUAACGAGGGAACGAAAACCACCGGAAGAAAUUCAAGAGGUUUUGGUUUCAUUAUCUUACUUACCGAGUGCUGAGAGACUCACGGUUCUCAUGAUGAAAGCUAGAAAUCUGUUUCCCCAACAGGAUAAGGAAACAUUGGAUCCGUUCGCGAAAGUUAGUCUUCUUUGUGGAGAAAGAAAAGUAAAGAAGAAAAAAACAGCCGUUAGGAAGGUUACGACAAAUCCCAUUUGGAAUGAAGCAAUGUCGUUUAAUAUACCUGCCUCAUUACUUGCAUCGUCGGCUAUAGAGAUAUGCGUGUUGGACUCGAGCAGUGAACUCAUCGGUGGAAAUGCUAUUGUCGGAUCCUGCAUCAUUGGACCGGCUACAAGUGCGGACAGCGGUAACAAUCAAGGACGGGAGCAUUGGCUUCAAAUGACGCAGUCUCCGAGAAAGCAAAUUGCUGAGUGGCACACGCUACAUUAGUUUGAUCAUCGUUACGAUCUAACCGUUUGAUUGCCCGAAUAAUUCACGUCCUUGAUCGAAAGAACUACAAUCUAUCGUUGUGUAAUGUCACAUAACGAAGAUCGAAUAAACAUAUAACAUACGAAAAAUAUAGCGAUUAUAUGUAAAAUGACAAAAAACAAUAUGUAUUUCUCGUCUUAACAAAAAAAGAAAACAGAGAAUCUCGUGAUGCAUCAAGAAA
This is a messenger RNA of Acromyrmex echinatior (Panamanian leafcutter ant), 2422 nucleotides long. RefSeq names its product Synaptotagmin beta (gene Sytbeta). The record is from RefSeq and is a predicted model, not a curated record. Gene Ontology annotation, cellular component: exocytic vesicle; plasma membrane. Gene Ontology annotation, biological process: calcium-ion regulated exocytosis. NCBI's taxonomy places the organism in Eukaryota, Metazoa, Arthropoda, Insecta, Hymenoptera, Formicidae. Gene Ontology annotation, molecular function: SNARE binding; calcium-dependent phospholipid binding; phosphatidylserine binding.